AUGCGUCAUAAAGAACAGCAUGCAGCAUUAAUAGCAUAUUAUUUCUCUUUUCAAUUGCAGUAUUGCUACCAUAUGAAAAUGUUAUCAUUCACUACCACCGAAACACCGGAUUAUCGCUUCACCAUGGUAUUGCACAGAAAUAAUACAUUUUCCUCUAUAACCAGAGUCUUGAAAGAGGUACCUUCACCCAUGUGGAAUCUGAUAUUGGUGCAACACAACAAGGAUGUACGCAAAGGCUCUAAAGUAGAUCCGAAAAAAAUUCUAUAUAAUUCCACUUACAAAGUCUGUGAGUUUUGGCGUUCGGUCAAACGUAUACGAGUCUUUAACAAUGUCGCCGAAAUGCUCUUCAACAAGGAAGGUAUGGGCAAUUUAAGCCUAAAGUGUCCCCUGGAUGUGGGCACUUAUGUUAUGACAAAUAUUCAUGUACCACCGGAUACGGGCAUUUUGAAAAUCAUGUACUGGCCAAAUACCAUCUACACUCUAUUUGGCAAUAUUUAUUCUUUAGAAAAGAAUAGGAAAAUGGUAUUGAAAUGUACUUAUGAAAUAAAUGCAACUGUCAUAAAGUCAUGUUAAAAUUUGCUUACAAAUAUAAAGUUAACUCUCAAUUUGAACUCAAAAUUCAA
Messenger RNA from Lucilia cuprina (Australian sheep blowfly), 623 nucleotides. RefSeq lists its product as uncharacterized. NCBI's taxonomy places the organism in Eukaryota, Metazoa, Arthropoda, Insecta, Diptera, Calliphoridae. Bases 1 to 573 code for a protein of 190 amino acids. The record is from RefSeq and is a predicted model, not a curated record. The transcript has a single exon.